Messenger RNA from Linderina pennispora, 1079 nucleotides. RefSeq names its product NAD(P)-binding protein. Gene Ontology annotation, molecular function: oxidoreductase activity. Bases 78 to 989 code for a protein of 303 amino acids. NCBI's taxonomy places the organism in Eukaryota, Fungi, Kickxellomycota, Kickxellomycetes, Kickxellales, Kickxellaceae. The transcript has a single exon. The record is from RefSeq and is a predicted model, not a curated record.
CAGAGAAAAAUCACUAGCCGCUAUUAGUUUUUCACCAUUCCUCCAGAACACGUACUCUUUACUCUCUUGCAAUCAACAUGACUUUUUCGUCUGUCAAGACCAUCGCCUUUGUUGGGGGAACCGGCACAACCGGUGCCUUCUUCAUCGACGAGUUCCAGAAGAGCGGCCAAGAGUUCAAAGUCACCCUGAUUACCCGCAAGGAAAGCGCUGAAGCAGCCACCGCCAAGUAUGCUGACAUUCCUCAGUUCACCGUCCGCGGCGUCGACUACAGCGACUCGGCCGACCUUGUCAAGGCGCUGGCCGGCCACGAUCUCGUACUGUCGCUGAUUGGCGGCGUCGGCUUGGGCACCGAGCAACUGGCGCUCGUCAAUGCCGCCUCCACGGCCGGCGUCAAGUACUUUGUUCCGUCCGAGUUUGGCAGCGACAUCACCUACCCAGACAACAGGGGCUUGCCGAUUUUCUCUCCCAAGCAUGCUGUGCGCCAGGCUGUCGAAAACAGCGGCCUGACCUAUAUUUACGUUGUCACUGGCUUUUUCGCCGAUUUCUUCCUCAACCCGUUCUAUAACUGGGAUCUGGAGAAAUCGUCGGUGGUGGUGCCUGGCGAUGGAUCGGCCAAGGCCUCGUUUAUUUUGCGCACCGAUGUGGCCAAAUACACCAUUGGUGUUUUGAAGCAUGCCGAGGAGUUCAGCAACAAGACUGUGAGAGUGACCGGCGGGCUCUUGUCGUUCAAUGAUUGGGUUGAGAAAGUUGAGAAGGCUUCGGGCAAGAAAUUUGCUGUCACUGACCAGCCGAUUGAGGAAAUCGACGCAAAGAUCGAUGCUGAUGUCAAAGCGACCGGCGGCUGGACCACCCUUGGUGACCAGCUCCGCUCCGUUAUCGGAAAGGGCAACGGCCGUAUUGACCUAGGCGAGAAUGAGCUUGAUAACGACAAGUUCCCUGACAUUACUCCUGAAUCCAUUGACGAGUAUAUCCUAUCUCUGUUUGACUAGUAUUUCUAAAUUAAGCUGUGCAAUACAACAUGCACUUUCAAGCCCCCUAUCCUAAGCAAUCCAAUCAGAUGUUUGAAAAGCCCUCCUUUU